This is a messenger RNA of Cloeon dipterum, 1723 nucleotides long. RefSeq lists its product as uncharacterized. The record is from RefSeq and is a predicted model, not a curated record. Bases 51 to 1604 code for a protein of 517 amino acids. The transcript has 5 exons. Gene Ontology annotation, biological process: neurogenesis. Gene Ontology annotation, molecular function: protein binding. Gene Ontology annotation, cellular component: cytosol. NCBI's taxonomy places the organism in Eukaryota, Metazoa, Arthropoda, Insecta, Ephemeroptera, Baetidae.
UUACAACUCGCAGCUUCAGAUAACAAUGCGCAGUCAGAAAAGGACCCUGCAUGUUGUUGUUGUCAGCAAUUAGGGAGGCUCUAGACAAAUUCUCCACUGUCGGCAUCGGCAAUAUGUCGAGCGCGGAGGAAAUCGAAAUCGCCGAAACAACGGACUGCAACUGGCGCAGCGGAAAGACUUUGAUGGAUCAGCUGUGGUUCAUGUACGAAAAGGAGCUGGGCGUCGAUCUCAAAAUCGCUGUUGUCAGUGACGACAAGCAAAAGACGUUUCAAUGCCACAAAACGAUCAUUCGGAGGCUUACCCCAAAAUUCGACGCGACUCUCAAUGAAUCUGGCGAUGGCUUCCUUUCUUUGGACAUUUGCAACCUGGACCCGGACAUUUUUGCUAUGAUUUUGAAGUAUGCAUAUACCGACAAGCUAGAUUUUGAGUACAUGGACAUGAAGGACGUUAUUGCAGUCCACAAGGUGGCAAGUUUGUACCAAAUGGACGCCAUCAGGCAGCAAUGCAACAAGACGUUUUUGGUCAAAAUUAACAAAAACAAUGUUUGGGAUCUGCUAACUCUCUUGGAGGAGCAGCCGGAUGUGGAUUUGGAGCGCUGUUUGAACUCUUUUAUUUCCGUGAGCGUUAAUGGUUUACUGAAUUCGCCCAAGUUCCUCGACUGCAGCCUCAAAGUGCUGGAAUUCAUUUUGGGCCAGAAGGAGCUGCCUGUCGCUGAGGUAAAAUUGGUCAAAUCAGUGAUUCGAUGGGCCAAACACAAGGAGCCGGAACUAACUCCUGAAAAAUCGAAAGAGCUUCUUGGCCCGUGCUUGGGGAAACUCCGCUUUUUGUGCCUGACUCCGGCCGAGUUUUCCGAGUUAGUCGCCUCGAGCGGAUUGCUGCCCCAAGACGACUGUCUCUCCAUUUUGGUCAACAUCAUUUCUUCUGGAAACAAAGCGAUGCCUCUGCCUGACCACAUUUGCAAACUGGACACUCCCAGGAUCAAACUUCCAGAUGAGCCACUUGAGCCAAAUUCGCCCACCCCUUCCUCGGAGGAGCAGCUAGAAAAUCCGACAUUUCCUGCAAAAGUGGAGCCCAAUGCAGCUCCUGUGGACACAAACCCAACAAGUGAGGAUGAGAAUAAGAAGGCUGCAUCGACGUCUGGGGAAAUUGAUUAUUUGCUAGUUCGCCGUCCUGCUGAUCCCAGGUUCCAGCUGACGAUGUUUUUGCUGCAAGCGCCAGCAAUGAUUGGUGUUAACAUCGAAGUGUCAAAAACGGCAUUCAUCAAAGGUGUUAGGAUUGCGUCCCAAAACACUGGCACUUACAAGGAGGAAAUGUUCAUUGAAAUCAAGUGUGCCCCAAAUGGAAAACGAGUUGUGUAUCAUUUCUUGUCUCAUGAGGUAGGAAACGCAUCAAAUAACUAUUUUGAUGUGAUGUUUAGGAAACCAUGCAUGUUGGAAGCAAACCAGAAGUACUUAAUGACUGUUUGUUUCCGCAAAUCUGGACAGUACCUGUUCAGUAAAAGGUUUGAUUCUGUUAUUAUUAAGGGUUACACAUUUAAGUUUAGCGUGGUUGACCCCAGCGCACAUGGUGCAGACCCAAUUCAAGCCAUUUUCCUUGCCUUUUGAUCACAAGAAUGCUCGUCAGAUUUAAUUUUAAAAAUUAUUUUAUAAACUGAAUUUUGUUCGAAUGGACUGAUCAAAUGAGCUCACAAUCAAUAAAAAUCAUUGCAAUAAUUUAAUAAAGG